Messenger RNA from Lodderomyces jiufengensis, 3012 nucleotides. RefSeq lists its product as uncharacterized. The transcript has a single exon. The coding region runs from base 1 to 3012 and encodes 1003 amino acids. The record is from RefSeq and is a predicted model, not a curated record. Gene Ontology annotation, molecular function: protein binding. NCBI's taxonomy places the organism in Eukaryota, Fungi, Ascomycota, Pichiomycetes, Serinales, Debaryomycetaceae.
AUGCCAUUACCUUCAUUACCAUUCAAAGUUAAAACAAAAGUAUCAUGGCCAGGAGAAGAAUCAGGAGAUUUAGGAUUUGUUGAAAAUGAAAUGAUCCAAGUUUUUUCAAUAGUUGAUGAAAGUUGGUGGAGUGGGAAACUACGUAGAAAUGGUGCAGAAGGUAUAUUCCCCAAAGAUUAUGUUGAAAUUUUAGAAGAUAAAUUAUCAAAUAAUUCUUCAAAUUCUAAUUUAUCUACACCAAUUAAAAAGAAUAAUAGUGGGAAUAAUACUCCACAAAAUACAAGAGCUAGUAAUACUAUGUUAAAUUAUAAAGUUGGAAAUUUUUCAUCAAAUAAAUUAUCUUCACUGAAUUCUUAUGAUAGGUUAAAUCAAAGUUUUGAUGGAUUUCCUACAAAAUCAUCUAAUAUACCAAACAAUAGUAGUUGGUCCACCAACAAAAAGGUACCUAUCUCAUAUGAGGAAAAUGAAAGACAAAGAGAGAUUGAAUAUUUCAAAAGUAUGCAACAACAACAAAAUUAUCAUAUAAAAUCUCCUAGUCCAAUGCAAGAUCAUAGAAGAAUUCAACAACAUAAUCAAUCAGAUCCAAAUUUAUUAAAACGUUAUCAUUCUCAACAAAAUUUAUCAAGUCCUAAAUUUAAAUCAAAUUCUUAUGCUGCUGGUAUGAAUGAUUCAAAUGUUGCAUAUCAUCAAUCAGAAUCAAGAAGAAGUAAUAGAGUCCCCAAAGAACAAGAAAUCCUAAAGGAAUAUGAAGAAAUUGCUAGAAAACGAGCAGAGUUAGAUAUUGAAUUACAGCGUUUGAAAAGAAAUAGUGAACAACAAUCACUACUUAAAAAUUCGACUUCUCCAUCACCGAAUAAAAGAUCAUCACCAACAAGAUCAAAAGAUGAUUAUUCGAUAGAUUCAUAUGGGACUUUAAAUGAUGAUAAGAGAUAUCAAUCUAGAGAUGAUUUAAGUAAAAAAAUGUCAAAAUAUAUAUCUGAUGAAGAAGAAGAUAUAAUCAAAGAUCAAACUAUGUUAAAUUAUAUGAAUUGUGAAUUAGAUAAUGAAUCACCACCACCUCCACCUCCACCAAAACAUUCAUUAAUUGGUCAAAAUUACGAGUUAACAAAAUCACAAAUGAAAUUUCCUUUCGAUGGUGAUGAUUUUAAAAUAUCAAGUAAUCAAGAUACUACAAGAUAUGAAGAAGAUUAUAAAAAAUUAUAUUUACAACAAGAAGAAUUAAAAAAUUCUAUAAAAUCUUUACAAAGUGAUGUUAUGAAUUUAUCAGAAUUAAGUGCAACAAGUGCAGGUUCAUUUAUGAGACAUAAAUAUGAAAAAGAAAUUGAAGAAAAUACUUCUAGUUUACAAAAUUUACAUAUAAAUGAGCAUGAAGAAGAUGAAGAUGAUGAAGAUGAAUUAGAUAAAUUAGAAUUGAAAUCAAAUGUAAUGGAAUCAGUAUUUGAAGAACGUAAAACAAAAAAUAACAUCUUCAAGAAAUUAUUAAGAAAAUCAACUCAUGAACAAUUAAAUCCAAUGGAAAGAAAAUUACAAUUACAAGAUGAAAUAGAUAUGGCUACUUAUAAAUUAGAUAUUACUAGAAUGAAUUCAUUAACAUCAAAGGAAAAACAAUUAAGAACUAAAAGAGUAGUUAGAAAAGAAGGAAAUUUAAUUGUAAAACCAUUAGAUUAUGUUUCUGAUAUAAAUACAAAUGAAACUAUUAAUCAAGAAGAAGACGAAAUUGAAGAAGAUAUUGAUUUGUCAACUAUAAAUUAUGAUAAAAUUGAAUCAUUUGUUUCUAAUUAUGAAAUGACUCAUGAUUUAAAUGAAUUUAUUUCUGAUGUUUCUUUGAAGUUUCAUUCAUCAACACUAAACAAGAUAAGAGCAGUUUUAUUACAUUUAUGUAAAAUCAAAAUUUUAGAAGAAAAUUCUUCAAUUAUAUCCCAACAAAAACCAAAAUUAAUAGAUAUUCAAUUAAAACAAGAAUCUUCCAUAUUUCAAAUGAAUUAUAUUUUUAAAAAAAUUCUUGAUGCUUUAAAAAUUCCUUGUGAAAUAGUCUUGGGGUUUUGGAAAAAACCAAAUGAAUUUUAUCAUAAUGAACAAUAUGUUAUAAAUCAUUGUUGGUUAUCUAUACUAGUUGGUUCACAAUUUAAAUUAAUUGAUAUUUUAAAUUUUAAAUCACCUGAAUUGUGUAAUUUAGUGGAUUUAAAAUAUAAUGAAUUUUAUUUUUUAUCAAAACCUUUAAGUCUUGUUUCUACUCAUAUACCAUCAAUAAUUGAUUUACAACAUGUAAUGCCACCAAUAGAUCCAAGUAUUGCUUUUUAUUUACCAAGAACUUAUUCUGGUUUUUAUGAAAAUAAUUUAUCUAUCAUGAGUUUUAAUAAUGCAUUAACAAGAUUAAAAAAUUGUGAAAUUUUUGAAAUUGAAAUUAAUUUACCCGUUGAUAAAGAAAUUUUCACAUUAGUAAAAACUUCAAAUUUAACAACUAAUGAUUUAACAUUAUGUCAAAUAAAAUGGUAUAACAAAAAAAGAAUAGCUAAAAUUAAAGCUUAUUUACCAAAAAAUGAAAAUAUUGGAGUUUUACAAAUUUUUUCAGGUCCUAAAGGUUUACAAAAAUUUUUUAAUAAUAUUCAUCAAUUAUCAAUUGUGAUACCUUUAAUUCAUGAAGGUAAAGAAUUCCCCAAAUUAAAAUUUGUACAAAGAUUUCCAACUGUACAAAGUUUAAAUAAUGAUUUAUAUAUUAUUAAACCACAAUCAAAUAAAUUGAUUUUAAAAAAUUCUUAUAGUUUUGAAAUAAAUCAAUAUCCAUCACAAUACCAUAGCAUAGUUUCGGAUUUUAAAUUGGUUAUUGAAUCACCAUCUGGUAAAUAUUUUAAACUUGUGAAUCAAGAAGAAGAAAUUAACCAACAUGGUAAAUAUGUAUCACAAAUUAAAUGUUCUGAAUUAGGUUUAUAUAGAGGUUUAGUAAUUGGUGAUAAUGGGAAUAGUUGGUAUGUUUUUGCUCAAUGGGAAUGUAUUAAUAAUAGUAUUGAUUAA